This is a messenger RNA of Aureobasidium subglaciale EXF-2481, 1096 nucleotides long. RefSeq lists its product as uncharacterized. The record is from RefSeq and is a predicted model, not a curated record. The coding region runs from base 322 to 756 and encodes 144 amino acids. The transcript has a single exon. NCBI's taxonomy places the organism in Eukaryota, Fungi, Ascomycota, Dothideomycetes, Dothideales, Saccotheciaceae.
UCCAGGUGCGCGACUUUGCUUCCGGGGCUACCGAGGUUGCAGCUUCGCAUCAUCGAGUAAGACAUUGUCACACGCGGAGCAAGCAACGUCUGAUGAUCUGCACAAAGACUCCAAGUUCAAGUACGGAAAUAGCAAAAGUUUGUAGACUAGGUUAUUUUUGUCUCGUGGCAGUAAGGACUCAGUGCGAUAUAUAAGAGGUUUUAUACUUGCUCCUACUUCACCAUCCAACACAAUUCACUCUUCUCAUCUCAUCAUCUCAUCUGUCAUCAACACUACUUCCCAAACCAUUCAGCCAUCUUCAGACAAAGCAAAACAGCCAAUAUGCUUUCCACUACCUUCACCAUUGCUAGCGUCUUUGCUCUUGCAUCCACCACCCUUGCUGGUACCGCAGGCAUCAAGAACAACUGCGGUCAGGACGUCUUCCUUACUAUCACUCAUUCCGACCAAAGCCACUCUCAAAUGAGCAUCGCUGCCAACGGCGGCUACUUCAGCGAGCAGAUCAAUGGACAGGGAAACAGCUACGGCCUGACCAAGAACUCGGAUUACUACUCUGCCAACACCCCUAAGUUGAUCUGGGGUGCUUCAGACAGCGCCGGUACCAUUUACUACUCUCUUAACACCGUCAAUGGCAACCCUUUCGAUGGACAGAGCGUCAGUCUCUCCGGUAACCAGCCUGGUUGUGCUACCAUCACUUCACCUGACGGUUCGACCAAGGCUUGCACCGACAAAGCCGAUUUCUACCUGCAGGUCUGCUAGAUGGAGUUGUGUCGGAAAGAAUGUCAGGAGAUGGGAAUCUGUAUGAUGAGCUUGGGACCUCGCGUGGAAGUACUGCGUGUCCGUUAAUGUAAUCAAUUUCUUCAAUUUAUCUUCUUAGUGCCGUACAAGUACUUUGUCUGUUUUGCAACGCGAUAGCCGUCGCUAGUCAUUCUGCGGUGAUUCGAUCAUAGCGUAAAUCGACGACCAUUAGACUUGAAAAGUAGAAAAGGCUGAUUCGCUCACACAGUUGUCGAUUCAGUUCCAAGCAUACUUCAGAAGGUGUCCUACGUGUGUCUUGACCAUGCGUACCGCAGUCACACUUUCUGCGGCGGCUUUCUCU